Messenger RNA from Periophthalmus magnuspinnatus, 2445 nucleotides. Its product is annotated as gastrula zinc finger protein XlCGF57.1-like. The transcript has 2 exons. The record is from RefSeq and is a predicted model, not a curated record. The coding region runs from base 50 to 1459 and encodes 469 amino acids. Gene Ontology annotation, cellular component: nucleus. Lineage: Eukaryota; Metazoa; Chordata; Actinopteri; Gobiiformes; Gobiidae.
AGCUCCCGUUAGCUCCGCGCUAAAGCUAAAGCUAAGUGCCGUGUGUAAAAUGUGUGAAAAGAGGCGCAGACUGAGAGCGCAGGUGACAGAGCGGCUGACUGCGGCUGCGGACGAGAUCUUUGCGCUGUUUGAAAGAACAAUAGCGGAGUAUGAGGAGGAACUGAGCCGCUCCAAAGAGGAGAACCAGAGGAAACAGCGGCUCCUGGACUCGGCUCUCAGUCCACAGCUCCGGCUCCACGGGACACAGGGCGUCCAGAUAAAGACGGAGAGGACGGGAGCCGGCCCCAGUCUGGACCUGUCUGACCCCAGGAACCUGCUCCAACAUUCCCCAAAGCAGGAAGAACUGGAAGAACCCGAGGACUGGACCCACGACUGGGAGCCUGAGGCAGCGGGGUCGACACAGCUCAACAACUCGGACGAAGAAACGGACAAACACAACCAGGUCCACAGCCAAGUCCACAGCCUGUCCUCAGACAUGUCCAGAGUCACGAAGCUCCGCACAAAAUGUGACGGCGAAGGUAAAAUCAAACACGAAUGCCCCAUUUGUCAAAAAAAACUCGGGAGGAAACAGGAGCUGAAGCGACACAUGCUGCUCCACACGGGAGAGAAACCUUUCAGCUGUCCAGUCUGUGAAAAGAGGUUCAUCCAGAAAAGUAACCUCAAAUCUCACAUUGUCACUCACCUGGACUCUGUGGACACUAUUAUUCGACACCAAAAAGCGAGUGAGGUGAACCGGGAGGAGAUGGAUGCGGAGGAGAGGGGGAGAGCAGAGGAGCAGCAGAGGAGGGAACGAGAGGAGGAGGCGUGGAGAGGAGCAGAGGAAGAGGAGUGGAGAGGAGCAGAGGACAAACUCAUGGGACACCCCUCUGACUCUGAUAACGAGGAGGAGUGGACCCGGAUGGUGGAGGGACCUUGCAGCAGUUCAGCUCCGCGGGUGGAGGAGGGAGACGGCGCUGCGCUGGAGCGGCUCAGCUUCUUACUGAACCAGGCGUUAAACGAAAGUAAAGAGCGAGGACAGACCACGGUGUACCAGUGUCCCAUCUGUGACAAGGUGUUUGGGCGAAUGGAAAAUCUGAGGAGGCACGUUUUGGUCCAUACGGGGGAGAAGGCUUUCAGCUGUUCAGUCUGCAGUAAACAGUUCACCCUAAAACAGCACCUGAAGCUUCACAUGGUGCUUCACACGAGAGACAAGCAGUUCACCUGUUCGGUCUGCUCCAAAACUUUUAUCCGUAAAGAUAAUCUGCGCUCGCACAUGAGGAUUCACUCUGCAGACAGACCUUUCGGCUGUUCAGAAUGUGGCGCUCGAUUCUUCUCCGACCAGGACCUGGAGCGGCACAGGACCAUUCACACUGCAGAGAGACCUUUCGUGUGUUCAGUUUGUAACGCCAGCUUCUUAACGCGGCGCCAUCUCACCAGACACGAGAAAAUUCACAAAAAAGAGCAGCAAAAAUCGGAUUAAGGCGUUUGUUUUCACGUCUGAAGAACUUAAGUGUCUGGAGUGAACCUGAAGGAGUCGGUUUGAACGAGGACGUGAACUUUUGUGUUAUUUAAAGCUCCUGUAUGACACAAAACUGACAGCUAACACGUGUUCUAACGCUGUUACCUCAGUGUUUCAGUCACACGUGUUUGAGUCGCACUUUAUUAUUCGUCUGUCACAUCUACAAAGCUCAAAACAUGACGUUCCACCUUGUGAUGUCAUCAAGUGGUAGUUUUCACGUUAACAGCUCAUUUUAUCUUUAGUUCAGUCGAGAUAAGUGGCAACUGAAGAUUCGCUGAAAUGAUCCAAAUGAUUCUAUAAAUGAAGGUGUGUGGAGUUUAAAAACACAGUGGAGCACUUCCUGUAUCACCACAUGAUGACAUCACAAGGUGGAACAGAGCGUUUUCUUCAGUUUGAGAGAAGAGCUCAACCUAAAUCUGCAGGUUUGUGUGUUAAAAAUGUGAGAAUGAAACAAAAAACACAACUCCAGGUCUGUGUGUGACGAGGAAACAUUACAGAAUUAAUUUAAUUUGCCACUACGACCACCUCUUAUUAUUUUUUUGUGUUGAUCUUGAGACUUUGUGAAGGCAGCAGAGAUUGUUUAAAGGACUUAUCGAUAAUGAAUGAACUUACUUCUUUAAAGCUGCUGUGGUUGUUAAAUUAAACCUAAACUUAAAGUGCGUCUGGCAGGUUUCAUGUUUGUCUGAUUCUGAUUUGUUUUGAUGGAUAAAUAUCAGAGUUUUACAUCAGGUCAGGGGCAGAUUGUGGGAUAAACUCUGGACAGAAAAGUACAAAAGUGCAGGAAGUCGCUCCUUCGUUGUCGUGACACUCGUGCUCCAGAUCCGUUCACCUCGAGGAAGCUUCAUUAAACUGGAACGUCAACACAGAAAACUCCAAACACAGAAAGUUUAGGCCCAAGAAAGUCAUUUUUUAACCCUUUGUUUCACUGAAUAAAGGCGUCUUUUGUU